GGCUGGCUAAGAUGCAGUUAAUAUUUUUUCUGCCAGUUUUGGUUUUUUUGGGAGGAGCUUUGGCACAGCCUGUCAACGAGGAUCCUGCUCCUGCUGUCACUUUACAGGAUGUGGCUGACUUGGGUGGUCAGGAGGCAAAAGAAGGUGAAAGACCAGCCCGCUGGAUUUCUGGAGGAUGGGGAGGAGGUUGGAAUUCAGGAUGGGGUGGUGGAUGGAAUUCAGGCUGGGGUGGUGGCUGGAAUGGAGGAUGGAACAAGGGAUGGAGUGUUUCAUAUCGCCCAUGGAGCAAUAGCUAUAGUAACUACUGGUGGUAGCUAGCCCCAAGACAGUCGCUUCCUUAAAAACUAUACCACCUAAAAAAUGACCC
This is a messenger RNA of Drosophila gunungcola (fruit fly), 367 nucleotides long. Its product is annotated as protein suex-1. Bases 12 to 314 code for a protein of 100 amino acids. NCBI's taxonomy places the organism in Eukaryota, Metazoa, Arthropoda, Insecta, Diptera, Drosophilidae. The record is from RefSeq and is a predicted model, not a curated record. The transcript has a single exon.